GUUCCCAGAGUUGAGGUCCCUAGAGCCCCUCGCUCAGCUCUUCUCGUUAGUAUUGGCUCUGCCGGAGGCUGCACGUGGGGGUGCUCUGGCAUCCCCUGGCUCGAAGCGGGUCUCUCACACCAGUUCGGUUCAGGGGCGCUCACCCCUCAUACACAUUGUCCCAGCGCCCCCGCAGCCCCGUUAGCGCGAAGAGGGGCGCCACGGCCCCGCUGGUGGCUGCUGCGUGGCCUGGUUAGACCGACGCGUUCCACUCGCUCGCACGCGGCCGGGGGGCAAGAAAGGGAAACGGGCCGCAGAGCGGCUGGGCCGGCUCAAAGGCGCGGACGAGGAAGGAGCACGCAGCCGCCUCCUGCCCCUUGUAGGGAGGCAGCCGCGGGAGGAGGAGCCGCGCGACGCAGCCUCCCAGCCCAGGCGGGGGAGCAGUAGUGAGGCCAGAGCAGAAAAUGGUCGUUCGGGGCUUGUGGCGAGGGCGAAGCUGCUAGGAAGAGCCGAGCCACAGCCCCGCGCACUGGGGGCGGGGGAGCUCGGCGCGCCGCCUGGUGAGCUCCCGGGGCUGCAGCUCUUCAGCCGGCCGCAGUGACUCGUGCAUGACCCGCAGCGGCAGCAGCAGCAGCACGGAGCUGAGCGCCCGCCCCGGCACCAUGCAGCAGCACUGAGGAGGCGCAGCCCGGCUGGCGCUGCUGUGUGUGGCUUCGCUUCCUCCGCGCCUGGGCCGUGCCGGCCGAGGGAUCCCGCGGGAAGAUGGAGCGGUUCCCCCACGAUCGAAUUCAGUUGCCCAGGAAUAUGAUUGAAAACAGCAUGUUUGAGGAAGAACCUGAUGUGGUUGACUUGGCAAAGGAGUCUUGCCUGCAUCCAUUGGAGCCUGAUGAGGUAGAAUAUGAGCCAAGGAGUUCACGACUACUGGUGCGUGGCCUUGGAGAGCAUGAAAUGGAUGAGGAUGAAGAGGAUUAUGAGUCAUCAGCAAAAUUGCUGGGCAUGUCAUUCAUGAAUAGAAGUGCGGGUCUUCGUAAUAGUGCAGCUGGCUAUAGACAGAGCUCAGAUGGAUCAUGCUCAGUGCCCUCUACAAGGACCAUGGUAGUUUGUGCAGCUGUUCUUGUGAUUGCUGUUGCAGUAAUAAUGGUGAUCUACCUUCUUCCCAAAUGCACCUUUACCAAAGAAGGCUGCCAUAAAAACCGUACAAUGGAACUUAUAUAUCCUCUUGCAACUAAUGGAAAGAUAUUUCCAUGGGCAAAAAUCAGGCUUCCUUCAUAUGUUGUACCGCUACACUAUGAUCUUGUGUUACAGCCAAACCUAACAACUAAAGAGUUUGCAGGUUCUGUACGGAUAACUGUUAAUGUCAUCCAGGUCACCUGGAAUAUCAUACUUCAUAGCUCAGGUCUUAAUAUCACCGAGUCAGACAAAAGCAGUUGA
Messenger RNA from Pelodiscus sinensis (Chinese soft-shelled turtle), 1410 nucleotides. Lineage: Eukaryota; Metazoa; Chordata; Testudines; Trionychidae. The record is from RefSeq and is a predicted model, not a curated record.